AUGGCGCCGCGCACCUGCGCCCGCCGGCACCGCACACCGUCUAUCUCUGCCCUCCUCGAGGCCCCACACAUCACAGAUACUGCGCUCGUCCCCGCCAUGAAGAGUGGAGCCAGAACCCCGCGACAGCCCCCGGUCAGAACGGACGCUGGAACCGCGACGCGCGCCGUAACCAUGGCUUCGCCGCCGCCCAUUCAGUCCAAAGACGCGAGACGAGACGGGGCUGUCCGGACCGAGCGCGAGGAUGCGCCUGAGCUUGACGUUGACAGCGCUCCACACGCGUGCCCGGGGCAGUAUCCAGCAUCCAACGCUCCCCCGGACCUCCCGCUGUGCCAAUCCGAAUCGCGGCUCGCACAUCUGGAUUCUGGACCGAUACUUGCACCGUGGAUGGAAGCACCGCGCUAUCUUGACCUUCCUCCGCAUCUCUGCGCUGCCUUCCCCGCAGACACCCUUUGUGGGCGGACCCGGUCGCCCGGCACAGGCACCGAGGACGCAGGCAGGCACUCGCGUGUCCCCGUUGGUCGGCCGGUGUGCGCCAGCGCAGGCAGAGCCGCCCGCGGCGACGAUCGUGCCGUCAUCCUCGGCUCCCGCCACGCCGAGAAGCGCACCGCCUUGCCGCCUUGCCGCCUUGCACGCGCUGGCCGCUGUCGCAUCGCCGCGCGCGCGCGGGUCUCCUCCAAACAGCGAACAAGAGACAAACCAAGAUCGGAGCAUCGUCGCACGCACGCGUGCGUCCGGGACUGUCGGAGAUGGGCAAGCUGUGUCGGCGCGUUCGCCGUGCGGGCGCGCGCGACGUCUCUCCUGGGAUGGGGAUGGGGCUCACCUGGAGGCUCGCGCGCGCAUAUGGCGCCGACAGGCGCACACCGUCGUGCCGACAUCGAUGACGCACGGCCGGCGCCAGCGUGCAACCCUUGCGCCAUCGGCGACCGGUCGCUGUCGAAACCGGGUACUGACGUGGACAGGUUAUGUAUAGAUCCGCCUGGAGGCGCGGCCGCAAGUGCAUACCGCCGUUUUGCCACUGGUCCGGGCACGGCAGGUGCAGCACGCGGCACGCGGCACGCGGCCGCACGCGCUGUUCGGAUCGAAUCGAGGGGCUGGUGCUGGACCGGUCUUUGUGAGACGACAAACACCUGCGCGCACCCAAAGACUGCGCCGGCACAGCACGCCUGUUCGCUGGGGAACGGGAUGCUCGCCGCUGGCGCGGAUGACUGUCUACGACUCUACCCGCAUGCCCCACGCGUAGGCCGCGAAGCCGCUGGGGCGUGGCUCUUGAUGCCGUGA
Postia placenta MAD-698-R-SB12 is the source of this 1278-nucleotide messenger RNA. RefSeq lists its product as hypothetical. The record is from RefSeq and is a predicted model, not a curated record. The transcript is spliced from 7 exons. NCBI's taxonomy places the organism in Eukaryota, Fungi, Basidiomycota, Agaricomycetes, Polyporales, Adustoporiaceae. Bases 1 to 1278 code for a protein of 425 amino acids.